AUGCAAUCAUCAAAUCUCCGAUCACGGGCCAAUACGCCCCUUCGAAGGACUCAGGAAGACAAAUUGGCUAGAGAGUCCGAUGUUACGGUCUCGUCAACCAAUGUUACUCCCUACAGAGAGUAUCGGGGCUUUUUCACAUACAUUCUCUCAUGGCUAGUGCUUACGCUAGUGAUGAUAUGGGCAUUGGUUCCUAAUUCCAUAUUAGAAUACUGCGGUGUGUACUAUUACCCCAGCAAAUAUUGGGCACAGGCUAUUCCAGCAUACCUGCUUCUGGCAAUGUUGUAUGCAUACAUAUUCAUUGCAUGUUGGAACACCGAGGUAAAGACACUUGCUCUAGAUGAUUUACGGGUCAUAACAGACGAGCAUGCCGUGAUUCCUGAAAAUCCCGAGGAUUAUGUUUGGAAGGCACCCAGUGGAGUGUGGGACUUGCCCUUGGGUUUAGUUAAUGAGGUGUUAUAUGAUGAUUAA
Messenger RNA from Sungouiella intermedia, 468 nucleotides. NCBI's taxonomy places the organism in Eukaryota, Fungi, Ascomycota, Pichiomycetes, Serinales, Metschnikowiaceae. The record is from the annotation of a GenBank genome assembly.